AUGAAGGGUAGAGAAAUCGCAAGAAAGGGAUCCGAGUUGGAGCAAGCAGGUGUCGAGGAGCUGCGAGAAGAAUUGGCCUGGAGCAAAGUUGAGGUUGCCAAACUCAAGGACGUAAUCAAUAGGGCCCAAAGAGACAAUUUGUCCACUGAGGGUACGACAGCCGCUCCUUUGUCCACUGCAAACCAGUCCAAGAAGGACAAUCCAUUGAAUACUUCAACAUCAGUGGACGCAAUUUUUCUGGACAGGGAGAAGCUUCCUGCUGAUCUAGACACAGAACAGGACUACUUUGACGUGGUGAGAGACAAUGAGAGUCUAAAACUGAGGAACCGGAGACUCACCAGCGAAAUGGAAAAGUUGAACACCACCAACAAGACACUGCACUUGGAUCUCAAAGGGAUGAAAGAGUUGGAGAAUAAUGUAAAGAAACUGGAGUUGGAAAACGACAAACUGAGAGACAGAUUGCGAGAAUUGCCCAUUAUUAGUGCUGACACGAUGAUCAACGAAUAUCAAGAACCCUCAAAGACUACAGAUAGAGCUUCAAAUAAAGAGCAUCCGUCCCAGUCCAGCGGCUCGUCUCCACAGAACCGCACAACCUCCCCAACUGCUGAUGCAUCCCGGAUCACGACAGCAAGAGGGACUACAGAGGGUAGCGAUAGCCUGAAGACCCACCUGGACGAGUUGGCUCGGGAGAACCGGAGGCUGCGAGAGGAGGAGCGACAACGAAGACAGGAGAUGAGAGCUAUCAAAACUGAUAAUGCCAAUCUAAGGACAACCUUGACGUUCGAGGAGCAGAAAGACAACCAGAUCGAACGACUGCAGGAAAAGAGCAACCAACUACAACAGGAGUGCAAUGAUAUGGCACUGAAGUUGAAGAAUAUGCGUAAACAGCAGUUCGAAGGGAACUCUAGUUCUGAGCCUCUUCUUAGUCAGAUGGAGGAGUUGACAGUAAAGUGUCAGUUGCUGAAGACAGCCAACUGCAAUUUACGAGAGGAAAUAGAGGAACUCAAAGAGAAUCUUCUAGAAAAGGACGAACUGCUGAAGGCGUACGAGGAGAGUCAGUUGAUGCUGGACGAGAUAGCGGCAGACACCAACUCUGGGGACAUCAUUGAGGACCUACAAGAUCAAGUGGUCCAGUUCGAGACAUGCAACUUCAGCCUCAAAGCAGAGAAGGAAGCCAUGAAUGAUGCCAUCAAAAAGAUGGGUGAUAAAUUGACAGAACUCGGAGAAUCUUCCUCAGUUGAGGUCCCUGUGGAUCCCCAGUUCUCAGUUGUAGAUGAGUUGAAGCUACUAAUAAAAGACAAUGAGGAACUGAGAGUACAGAACAAAAAGAUGGACCGAGAGUUGAAGAAUCUUAAAAACUUUAAACAAGUGUUGAGCUCUCAGGAGGAGUUGGAUUCGGACCCUCUGCGGUUCCUGGAGAACAGCAAUCAGCUGCGAAGAGAGAAUAGGAAACUAAGGGAGCAGAUACAGAAAUCAUCGGAUGGUGCACCGGUCCCAAUUGUAACAGCAGAUGACGCAGUUGUUUCUCAAUCCUCAGCUGAUCUGGUUGUUGACAAUGCUCAGCUGAAGGCAGAGCUGAAGAUAGCCAAGGAGGCGCUCAGAGAGACCAAUGUCAAACUUGCCGAAUUGAUUUUUGAUUUCACGUGUUUUAGACUGCUGGUUCUGGUGACAUCGACCUUCUUGUUCAGAAGACCGAAAAACUUCAAGCUGAAAAUGAAGCUCUCAAAGAUGAAUCAAAGAAACUAA
Molecule: messenger RNA, 1746 nt
Organism: Symsagittifera roscoffensis
Lineage: Eukaryota; Metazoa; Xenacoelomorpha; Acoela; Convolutidae
Exons: 11
Coding region: 1-1746 (581 amino acids)
Source: RefSeq, a predicted model, not a curated record